AUGGAGGACAACCCUAAAGUCGAGGUCGCCGGCACAGAAACGCCCAAUGCCCAAAUCACCACCACUACCACUACUUCCAACGAGGUAGAAAUGACCGGCACCCAGGAGACCUCCGUUCCCCAAACACAGACUCAACCCGAGGCCGAUGCGGGCGAGAGAGCUGUCCAAACCGAGUCAACGGCACUCGCGACAGAAGAUACAGUAAUUGAGGAUGCGCCAAAUGAGUCGGCGCCGCCAGCUCCUGCGCCAAAGAAGAGCGCAGGCUUCAAGUUCCUUGACUUCCUCACUUCGCCAAUCGUCGAGAUCCAUGUGGGCGAGGGCACCGGGGCGCAAGUGCUUACUGCGCAUCAAGCGCUCCUGCUGGACUCGCCAUUCCUCGCCAAAUUGGUCGAAAAAUUCGAUGGGUCAUCAAGCCGUCGCAUCAACCUCCCAACCGAAAACGUCGAAGCCUUCAGUUGCUUCCUUCAAUUCGAAUACACUCGCGACUACUCCGUCCCCCAACAAGAAACCCCCACCGGCUCCGUCGAACCCGAAGGCGCCGCCCCCGUCGACCGCACCGGCGAGGAACUCCUACAACACGCACGCGUCUACACCCUAGCCGAGAAACUGGGCCUCCCCGCGCUCAAGAGUCUCGCCCACACCAAGAUUCACCGCGUCAACGGCACCCCGCGCGGCGAAUUGGCCUACGCCCGCUACGUCUACUCGCAUACCUCGGCGGACGAUCAAACGAUCCGUCGCCCGGUGGCCUCGUACUGGGCUUCGCGCGGCCACGUGCUGCGCCAUGAAGUCGGCGGGGACUGGGAUAGCAUGUGUGUGGAAGUUCCCGAGUUCACGACCGACGUGUUGAAAUUCUUGAUGGAUCGGAAGGAAAAGUCUGGACCGGCGGAGACGAGCGAGUCGACCCCUCGGGGUCGGAAGCGCCUGCGGGCGGGCGAGAAAUGA
This is a messenger RNA of Penicillium diatomitis, 942 nucleotides long. RefSeq lists its product as uncharacterized. Bases 1 to 942 code for a protein of 313 amino acids. NCBI's taxonomy places the organism in Eukaryota, Fungi, Ascomycota, Eurotiomycetes, Eurotiales, Aspergillaceae. The transcript has 3 exons. The record is from RefSeq and is a predicted model, not a curated record.